AUGGAACAGCAUAUACGGUGUUUGUCCUUUUCAUCGCCCGACUUAGAGGGGCCUAACUUAUCGGUCAGACAUUUAUCGCCCACAUCUGAGGGCAGAGGUCGCGGACACAAAGGCCAGAGACGGCACUUCACUUCACCCGAGGAGAUAGCGGCCCAACAGAAGGACCCGAACUGGAAGAGGAGAGGGGACGGGGAUGAGGACGAGGAGGACGACGACCCCGAGGGCACCGGUAGCUCAGACGAGUCCAGCGAGGACGAGGGCAACGCCCGGAAGGGGGUGUCGGCGCUCAUUGAGAUCGAGAACCCGAAUCGCGUGCACCGGAAGGCCAACAAAAAUCUGACGCUCGAGAGCGCCGGUGGUUCAUCGACAUCGACGCGUAACGGGCCGGCCAAGGAUGACGGCACUAACGCUGACGGGGAGCCCCUAUCGCGUCGGGAACGGGAGGAACUGGAGAAGCAGAGGGCCCGGGAGGCCUACCAGCGACUGCACGCCCAGGGGAAAACCGACCAGGCGAGGGCUGACUUGGCACGACUGGCCAUUAUUAAGCAGCAGCGCGAGGACGCACAGAAGCGCCGGGAGGCCGACCAAAAGGCCCGGGAGGUCGAGGUUAAGGCCAAGCAGUCGCUCACCAACAAAGCGUUGGGCAAAAAGUGA
Molecule: messenger RNA, 654 nt
Organism: Oppiella nova
Lineage: Eukaryota; Metazoa; Arthropoda; Arachnida; Sarcoptiformes; Oppiidae
Source: the annotation of a GenBank genome assembly